This is a messenger RNA of Siniperca chuatsi (mandarin fish), 3590 nucleotides long. It is a transcript of the gene stra6, whose product is annotated as signaling receptor and transporter of retinol STRA6. Gene Ontology annotation, molecular function: retinol transmembrane transporter activity; signaling receptor activity. Gene Ontology annotation, cellular component: plasma membrane. The transcript has 20 exons. Gene Ontology annotation, biological process: vitamin A import into cell. The record is from RefSeq and is a predicted model, not a curated record. Lineage: Eukaryota; Metazoa; Chordata; Actinopteri; Centrarchiformes; Sinipercidae. Bases 862 to 2844 code for a protein of 660 amino acids.
GACCGACCAGACACUACAUGUGAGGUGUCCAGGAAAAAAGAAAAGUUGAGAUUGUUGUCUGGUUUGUGCAAUUACUGAACUUCUCCAAGGUGGGUGUGUGGUGGAAAGUGUCAUUUAAAAUUCUCCAAACCACGAGACAGACAGCACAAGAUUUACACAAGCUGUUGGUGCCAGCAGUCCUGUUUUGACAUCCAUCGACCUUCCACACCUUCCUGGCACUGCAGCACGCGUGCAGACAGCCGGAGAAAUAAGAAACAACAAAAGAGAUCAUCUUAAAGAGAAGAAAAGGAGAAGCAGGAUAUAAAAAGGAGAAAAAAACCUGAUGAUAUCAAAACUGUGAUGUAGCAGAAAUUAACCCAAAAUUCUGGUGUGAUGGGCAAGUAUUUUGUUUGUGAAACACCCGUGCUGCUAGACUCUGAUGGAAUUUAAUAUGUAACAGAGAUUUGUCAUGACUCAGGAGUCAAGAUCCAACCUGGUGUGAUGAGAUGAGCCAGGUCACACUGUCAUAUGAAAUAUAAGACAUGCUUCCAGUGUGGUGGCAACCCUCAGCUGAAAUAGGGCCUUUGCAGGGUGGAGGCAGCAAGCUACAGCCAGGACCUGUCACAUUACUCUCAGCUCCACAGUGGGACGAGGGCACCUGAAUACAGGCUGUGAGGGAGGGUAACAGAAUGUGAGUGGAACUAGACCAAACAGGCAAACAAGGACGCCUUUGCAGUAGCAACAGAGUCUGACUUGGGACUUUGUAGACACUUUUUCCUCUUGAAUCAAGGGGAACGCAGCUGUGUGUCACUAGAGAUUGUGGAUAAAAGUACUCCAGCUCCUCUGUAAGACUUUGGAUCUGUUUGAAAAAGAGACAGCACAAUGGAUAAGGAUGCUCUACUGGACUAUGAGUAUCCAGACUCGGAUCCUCUGCCAUCCAAAAUUGAAGCGGAAAUAAUCCUUCCGUGUGACCCUACUGCUGAUGACAGGCUCUACCAUAUAUGCAUCACUACGAUAUCUCUUGUUGUCAUGCUGAUCCUAGCAAUUUUAGCCAGGCGCAUGAAGGUGGGCGACAGACAGAAAGGACUCCCAGGUUUACUCAGUCCGGUCAACUUCCUAGACCAUACGCAGCACAAGGGCCUGGCAGUGGCUGUGUUUGGAGUGCUCUUGUGCAAACUGUGGGGCCUGAUCGUGUCGCCAAACCCCCUCCCCUUCACAGCAGACACAGAGAAUAAACAGAACUGGGUGAUUCUGGGAGUCUUCUACUACCCCGCACUAUACUACCCUCUCCUGGCAUGUGGUACUUUACAUAAUAAAGUUGGCUAUGUACUUGGUAGCCUCUUGUCAUGGACGCACUUUGGAGUUCUGGUCUGGCAGAAAAUUGACUGUCCCAAAACGCCUCUGAUACACAAACACUACUCCCUUUUCUCCAGCCUGCCCCAGAUAGCUUGCUUGGCAUUCCUUAGUUUCCAGUAUCCCCUUCUUCUAUUCAAGGGCUUGAAGGGCACUGAAAAGAACAAUGCUACAGAGGAUCUCAGCAGCAGCUACUAUAAAGACUAUGUAAAGAAAAUGCUCAAGAAGAAGCCCACCAAAAUCAGCACAGAGACACCCAAGCUCCCUCAAAGAAUAAUUGAUGCUGUGAAGUCAUACAUUUAUACACCAGAGGAAGCUUUCCGUUUUCCACUGAAGUUGGCUAUAUCUGGUGUAGUGUCAUUUAUAACCCUGUAUCAGGUGGGUCUUCUGCUGAUCUCUGCAGUGGUGCCAUCUCUCCAGACUGCCCGUUUUGGAGUCAAUGAAGACAUCGCCAACCUUUUAGCUGGCUUCAAGAUUGUGCUGUCUCCAGACAAACAUGAAGUGAUCAGAAUAGUGGUUUAUUACAUGUGGUGUGCAGAAGUGUGCUAUAUCUCAGCUAUGACCCUGUCUGGCUUGGUCAACCUGGCUAUGCUCAUGCGGUCUAUGGUUCUGCAUCGGUCAAACCUGAAGGGGCUGUACAGAGGAGAUAUCUAUAAUGUUUACAACUGCCAGAGAAGUAUCAGGGCUUCCCGGCCAGCACUGGUCUGCUGGAUGGGAUACACCAGCUUCACAGCAGCUCACAUCUGCAUCGGCAUGAUCGUCCAGACCAUGGUGUUUUUCCUUUGUCUUCUGAUCGCUGUCUUCCUCAUUAUCAUACCAAUCCUGCACGGACAGAAUCUGAUCCUCUUUCAGAUCCUGUGGAGCAUGUGGCCCUUCUGGCUGAUGAUUCUCUUGGCUGUGUUGCUUCAACAUAUCACCGGCAGGUUUUGCUUUAUCAAAAAAACAGCAGGCACACGAGACCUAAAUAACAGGGGUAAUCUGUUCCUGCUGACGUACCUGCUGUUUCCAGUCAAUGUUCUGAUCGGGGUGCUACUGGCACUGUGGCGCAUGAUCAUCACAGCCCUGUUCAACAUUGUCCACAUGGGACGCAUGGACAUGAGUCUUCUUAACCGCGAUGUGGAGGCAUUUGACCCAGCCUACCGCUGCUAUGCUCAUUAUCUGAAGAUCGAGGUGAGCCAGUCUCACCCUGUGAUGAAGGCUUUCUGCGGCAUCCUGCUGCAGUUUAUGGGCCAGGAGAGCAAUGCUGCACAGAGGUCACGGGACGCUGAAGAGGGGAUCCAGCUGGUCCAGCAGGAGAAGAUACAGCACAAAGUGUCCAUUGCCAAGAGAGCCCGCAGGCACUGGCAGCUCCUCUACACCCUGGUCAACAACCCCUCCCUGGUGGGCACCAGGAAACACUUCCAGCAUCAGACCACAGAGAGCUUUCUGAAUGGAAGCCUCAACCGCAUCACCAAGGAGGGGAGCAAAAAGGAGGCAGCAACCAAGGAGGCAGAGGCCGCUGCCAGCAACUGAACAUGAAUGUGACCCUGAUUAAGAAUUGACUGCAAAGUCACUUUUGGUUUUGGGAAAAUUCACAAUUUAGAGAUAUUCACCAAGCCUUUCCUGUCUGGAGAUUGUGUGUCCACUUUGUGCUCUUCAUGUUUCCCUGGUUGUUUAUAUGUGAGGGCCACAGUCUUCUGUCUGAUGGGAAAGCUUAUGUGGCACUGACCUCCAUCUAUACACACUCGUUAUGUGUAAUUUUCAACAUGUUUAUGUGCUUAUUUUGGGAUAGCACUCGUUUGCUUUAUGUUUCAACCUGUAGUUUAAUCACAUGCUUUCCAAUAUGUUGUUAUUAUCAUAUAGGCCUAGUGCAGAUAAUGCAAAUGUGUAGUUGCCCAAACUAAACACAUGGAUGUGCAAUCCACUGAAGCAUCCUUUUUUAGAUGUAUUAUUAAUAAGUAGAACAUUUCACUAUUUAUGAAUUUACAGAAUGAGCUGUUUUCAAAGACUGGGUAAUACAUUUCUGUUUUCAAUUGUACACAUUUUGUGUAAUUAACAAUAACCUGUGGAAUAGGAACUACCAGACAACUGAAUCUGUUUGUAUUUUCGGUUUUAUUUGUAGAUCUUUAAAAGUCCAAAACCACUUGCAGCAACCAGUGUUUUCUUAUUAACAUUACAUCGUUUGUCUCUGCAUUUACACUUACAAUGCUGACUUUUAAGUGAAAAUACGAACACCGUAUUUUCCUUCUGAUUACUGUGAAAAUAAAACUGAAACAGAA